Molecule: messenger RNA, 1353 nt
Organism: Vanrija pseudolonga
Lineage: Eukaryota; Fungi; Basidiomycota; Tremellomycetes; Trichosporonales; Trichosporonaceae
Gene: MYC
Product: Viral myc transforming protein
Exons: 7
Coding region: 1-1353 (450 amino acids)
Molecular function (GO): protein dimerization activity
Source: RefSeq, a predicted model, not a curated record
AUGAGCCUGUCGUCGAUAGCGUCCCCACACUUCCCUCCCGCCAACCUAGAAGGACUAGACGAGUCGUCGGACAGAAGUAGCAGCGGUCACGAUAGAGGCAGCACCACCACCCAGCACCAACCCGACUACACACAGAAGUCUGUGGAGCACGACGGCACCCACUUCCAAACCGCAAGCACCUUCGCCCCUCUACCACCCCUAGGCAUUACUCAAGACUUCACAGCAGUCAAGAUGGAGCCCAUCGACCCCAACAACCCAAGUAACCACGACACCAUGCCGCCCCAGAUCGCACCACCAUUCGGUGCCCCCGCGUUCGGAGCCACGGGCGCCCCAUUCAACAACCCGUACAUGGUCCCUGCCGCCAACCCGUUCGCCCAGUCGACGAGUCCGCCACAGACUGCGCCCCGCCUGUUCCACCCCAGCCAGUAUCAGGGCAAGUACACAACCACAGACAGAUCCGAGCUAACCCCCACAGCCAUGCCGAUGACCAGCCUCGCCUUUAGCAACCCUCCGCUGCCGCCUACUCCCGACACUGCGGUUCACUCCUUCUCGCCUCCGUCGAUGAACGCCUUUGGCACCCAUCUACCCCAGCUCGACUUCUCGCCCAACACGACCAUGUCGCCGCAGCUCAUCAGCCCCGUCAGCCAACUCAGUAGCCAGCUGUCGGAUCUGUCGCCUAGCACCAACUCGCCGUGGCUAUACUCGCCCGCCUACUUCACCUCCAGCACGCCCAGCCAGACAGCCGCCCUGCCCCAGACUACCCCGCCACCAGGCGCCGGCAUGGGCUUUGUCAACGGCUUUCCCUACCCUGUCCCGGCGCGUCCGGCUUUACGCGUGCUCGGUCGGAAGAGCACGCGCGGGGUUGGAACCGAUUCGCCACACUCGCCUCGCAGGCCCGACGACGACGACGACGAGGAGCUAGUUGACAUUGACGAAGCCCAGCAGCGCAGUGGCGGCGGCAGCAUCGGCGGCGGUAGCCUAGGCUUCACGCCCGUGGUUACCGAUCAGAACGAACGCAUCGUCAUCCCGGCCCGCCGCGAAGAAGUCCGCAACGCGCGCAUCGAGAGUGAGCAGAAACGACGGCUGACCGAGGUCUGGCAGCGCCGGCGCAACGAGCUGCGCGAAGGGUUUGAGCGUCUGCGCGAUGUGCUGCCGCCGUCCAACCAGCGCGUGUCCAAGGCGCUCCUACUUGACCGCGGCGUCGCGCACAUCCAGUCGCUCGACUCGGCGAAUCGCUAUCUCUCGGUCGAGCUCGAGACCGCCAGGAAGGAAGCGGAGGAUCUCCGCCGCAUGAACCACCAGCUGGCCCAGUCGCUGGCUGCGCGCACACGCACCGCGACCCCCGUGCAGUAG